CGGCAGGCACUAACUUAAAUAUUGAGUUGUUUUAUAAGUAGUACAAUUAUUACCUCUAUGAGCCAUUGUACUAGUUUGACAAAUGGGGAAUAAACCGAGGCGUCUCUGGCCUUUUUGAUGACCAACACGCUUAGGGGAGGCUUGUACCAUGUCAGUCUUUGACUGGCCGGGUCUUGGAUUGUCCUAAAAAACGAGAGUUUGUACACAAUCUGGCAACCCUGAGAAAGGUUUUUGUUGCACAGCGUUGCCACUUAGUAAUAAUUUGCAUAGAAUUUGAUAACUUUUAAGUAAAUCUUACCUAUAUUGUAUAGCAUUGCUUUUACAAACUGUAAAAUUAUUAUUUCCGUAAACUGCACUGAUCAGAUCCCCUUCAGCGACCAUUUUUUAAUAAAAUCGAUCAUUAUUUUUCGCUUUGUCAUUGAAUUAAUGUGUAUGUAUAGGUACAUAAAUUAAAUUGGUUAUCAAACUCAAUGGUUUAUUUAUCUUUUGAACGACUACCGCAAUCAACAAUUCAAAUGACGUUGGUUUUUAGUAAGAUUGCGGUUUUAUCGAUAUACUUACAUGACCAUAGCAGAAUUUUUCAUUAUACGACCGCAUGGUCCGAAAUGUUGUACUGGCGAAGGUGCGUUCAACGAUCUCGUUCUUCUGAAACAAAAUCAAUAUCGAUAUAGUAGGCCCUUCUCUAGACUGUACAAUAAUUAUUGUAUUUUGGGUACUCACGGCCAUGUCCCAGAUCGUUUUUGUUUGCGAUUGUCCUCGGAAUCAUCCAAUAAUCGAUCGAAAACGUCGUCGAAUUGCUUUAAACCAAAUGACUGGUCGCUUUGGGCUUUAGAUUUUGGAGAAUUAACCACCGAGUCCGCGUGAGAUUCUAAAUGUUCCGCCGACUUACAUUUGUACAUUAUUGAAUUCUUUACACGAUAAUGAGUUUAUUUAUUAUUGGAGGAUCGCCUAGAGGCCUUCAAAAAGUGACUUUCACUUUGCCAAAUAAAUGUACCAAGUUUAGUACAAUAAUAAUUUCAAUAUGAGGCAAAAAAAAAUUACGCCCGAGCAGGGACUUGAACCCUGGACCCUUGGAUUAAAAGUCCAAUGCUCUACCGACUGAGCUACCCGGGCUAUGACAAAUAUUUCCCAAAUUCAACUAGUUAAAUUGAGUUGCAUAGAUUGCGGCAUAGAGUGUGGGGUUUCCCGAAUAUUUUGCCUCAGCGGCACUGCUGGUGUAGUGGUAUCAUGCAAGAUUCCCAUUCUUGCGACUCGGGUUCGAUUCCCGGGCAGUGCAAUAGAAUUUUUUUUUUGCUAAUUUAAGUAGGAUUUAUGAGAAUUGAGGCUUUAGUUAUAGCUAUGACAUCAUUUGAACUAUGUCACGGACUUUUAUAAUGCAUGAGCAGGACUUUUGUUGAAUCAAACUCGUCAUAAUCAAUAGGAGACAGAGACUCGCUGGUCAACUAAAUGCGGUCCUGAGAAAAGUAUUACGUAGUUUUGAUGAGAAAUCGGGGCGUCGGAAGGAAAACCAGUUUCAGUGUUUCGUUGCGAGCCUCCGUAGUAAAUCGACUCAGUGGUUUAAGAAAAAUAAUAUUCUGUUUGUAGGUAACUUAAGCCACACAAACACAUAUAAUGGCCAUCAGUAGGUUGUCGAUUAUUAAGUUUCUGGAACUGCUUGUAGCAGUCGUUUGCGUCGGUCUACACUACAAAAGCCAAACUGGAGACUGGAACGUCGACACUUUGUCCGCUGUCGCAUUUGGGGGUUUCAUUAUCAUCCUGGUUGGAGGAUUUGCAGGGUACCUAAUUAGUGCUCCAAUCAACAAGAAAAUCGACAUCUUCUACAGCUUGGUGGGUUGCGCUAUUUUUGUAGCUGCAGGCGCCCUUAACAUCAAACAUUACGAUAACAGUUGGAAGGGAGAGCACAGAGAUUAUGGUGACUUGAUGAUAAAAUGCGGUUCUACUUGGUGCAAACGCCGAGUGCAAGUGCGUGCCGGCCAAUUGCACGUUUCUGAGCCUACUUCGAUGAAAAUGCCUCUGAGGCAUCUCAGCUUGCAAGCAGGCCCUUUGCCUCACAGUCUAGCAAUUUGCCGGGGACAAAAUAUCGUUUUAACGUUACAAACGCAAAACGAACAAACCUUUGAUCAGUGGGUGAAAACUAUAGCAAUUGAAUUAAUAAGGCAAACCCCAGUGGAUGCAAUCAAGUAUUUAGAUAUACUAACAUUGGGCGAAAGAGUAAAAGUAAAACCACCACCAAAUAGCAACUGUGAUUCGCCUGAAGAAGUAGUUGAAACUCUCCUGAAGAAGUGCCAAAACACCGAAACGUACGUGCCAGUCAAAGAGAAACUUUGCCUGUUCGAAUCCCUGUGCAAAAUGGGCCGUAAGGUGCGCAGCUCAGAAGACGUCUCGUCCAAACCUUUCAGAAAACCUGAGCCCAAACGUGCCAAGUCUUGCCACGAUCUGAGCAAUAUGAACGCUGUAAGAGAAAUUUGUAAAUAUUUCGAAAGUUGCGCCAAUAAUACAUAAAAAUGAAUGAUGAAUUUGCCAUUUUGUGAUAUUAAUUAAUUAAUUAAUAAAGUAGUUGUUUUUAUUCUAAUAUUAAUUGCUUCUAUUUUUAGCCCUCUUUCAUCAAAACAAAAGUGCCCUUAUUUUGCAAUGGAAGGGCGCGCGCAAAUAAUCGAAAUUGCCGCGUUCCUGACAUUUAUUUUAGCCCACAGUAGUUGAAAAAGCAGGAACGAAUGUAGCCCUGCAGUGUGAGCGUCGCGACGUCGCAAAAAGGGCGUCCGUUGCACCCAUCUUCGGACGGUGUGUGGGCGUAAACAUGAUCUCUGAUUCAUAAAGAAAACAUGCCGGAACGUCGUAGCCCUUUGAUGAAGCCCUUCGUGGUACUGGCCUUGCCUGGCAUGUACUUGUUUUACAAGUACAACCAGUACAAGAGGAAGCGGAAAGAAAACGCAACCAAACGCUUGGCCGAAAGGGAGUUGCAACAUUUAAACAGCAAAAUUGACAAACUCUUAUCAAAACUGGAAGAAAACGAACCGGAAUUGGCCACUUGCCAGGAAGAAGAGUGCGUUAUAUGUAUUCACGCCAAAGCCACGAUGCAAACUUCUCCCUGCGGUCACCAAGUAGUUUGCAGAAAAUGUUUUGUGAAAACUAUCCAAAUUGCCGUAUCGCAACGAUUGCUGCCUUUGAGAUGCGUCAUUUGCAGAGCCAAAAUUCUACGACUAAAGACUGGUGCAGUACUGCCUUCGUCAGCAUCUGGCUACUCAAUGACUUCAGAAUCAGUACCGCAAUCCGACAGUUUGUACAGCGUAAGCAGCGGAGGCUCUUCCAUUUUAUCUUCAACUUCUGGCUCUUCCACUCACGCUUGUUGCUCUGGUCAUUGCAUUGGAGGCGCCUAUCCAAGACAACCCAGAACUGGUGCAAUAAAAAGAUCUCAAAAGCAAGACAUGAAAAUGACUCUUAAAGACUACUGCAGCAAGAACCGUUUGCCUCCGAUUCGAGAGGCGAGUCCUUUGCACAGUGUGCAGCCUCCUGCCUCUACGAGAAUCAGAUGCGCUCAGAAGAUUCUGACGCAACUGGAAAUGCCGCUGCUUGUCCGCAAAACUUACAAAUAUGAAAAAUUAGCCCAAGAGGACGACAACUUGCACAAAAAGGAGAAAAUCGACAACAAAAAGAACGAAAUAACUGAAAAGAAUAUGAUGGUGAAGAAGAAUAAAUUUUGAACAAACCUCAUAUUAAAUAAUCAAAACAAGUUUAUUAGGUCAAUUUUCUAUAAUACUUAGUACAUAUCUUUAUAUAAAAAGGAGUUUUAAAUUUAUAUAAAAGUGAUGGCAAUAAUUAUAGAGGCCUAGAGGCCUCAAAUUUUAGCUCUAAAGUACUUCAAAAUGUUCAAUUGCAUAAUAUAAUAAUAGAGAUGAGUUAAUUAACAAAUGUUAAAUACCUAGGUACUAUUAAUUCUGAUGAAUUCGAGUACUGGAACUCACUAAACCAAUACAACAAUAGGUAAUGCUUUUGUGCAUUUUUAUUGAUAAAUACUAGCUGGUUUUGUUUUCAAUAAACAACUAAUAAGAUGCAUAGGUAAUGCAUGAAAUUAAUUAAUUAUAGUAAGAUUUGUUUUGUAGUGGUCGGGUUGAUUGAUGAUUUAAUAGCCGGUAUAGUACCGCAUUUUAUUAGCGGUACCAUCAGUAAAUAUGGUUGGGUUGGUUGGAAAGUUGUAGGCGGGGUUUCUAUUGAGAGUUCUUAAUGGUAAUUCAAAAAAAUACAGAUCCACUCUGUAUACUUAAUGUAUAAUCCAUUAGAGGUUUUAGUUUCGCUCAAUUUUGACUUUACAAAUCGAUAGAUGAGUGGGUCAAAAUUAGAGGAAAACAACCCUGACAUCAAUUCCGAAUGGCGAUUUCAAGCAGAACAAAAAUUAAAAAGGAAAUCCUAUUUUUGGCUCUGGAUGAAGGUUUUCAAAAUCUUGACAUGGUCAUCAACAAUUGCCCAUAUUUUUGUUAAAUUCUUAGCAAAUUAAAAUAAACUAUAUAUCAUUAGAAAGAGCAAUAAAUUCUCUAUAAAUCCGUGCAAAAUUGAGUUCAAUAGCUCAAACAGUUUUUGAGCAAUUGAGCCUCAAAGUUAACUUUUAGUCCGAAUUUUGUCGAAAACUUCAAACUCAAUUUGCUCAAAAACUCUAAACCUGGGAAUAUUGUAGAUUAUAGGACUUUUAGAGCUUGCUGAAAAUUUCAAUGCAAUUUGCUCAACGGUUAAUGAGCAAUUGAACUUUGAAUAUUUUGAAAUCAGAAUUCAAAGAGGGUAGGUAGGUAGAUAUAGGUAUAGGUACCCUUAUGGAAAACUCGAUUUUUCUAUUUUUCAGUUUUGCUCAAUUUUGACUUUACCAAUCGAUAGAGGGGGUAAAAAUUAGUGGGAAACGACCCCGACAUCAAUUCCAAAUGGCCAUUUUAAGCUGAAAAAAAAAUUAAAAAGGAGAUCCUAUUUUUCAAAAUCUUGACAUGGUGAUGAACAAUUACCCAUAUUUUUGUUAAAUUUUGAGCAAAUUAGAAUAAACUAUAUAUAUCAUUAGAAAGAGCAAUAAAUUCUCUAUAAAUCCGUGAAAUAUUGAGUUUAAUAGCUUUCUUAUUCUUGUUCAGCAUUUUGCCCCAUAGGACAUGAUGUCCACCUUAUGAUGAAAUUGGUUUGAAAUUAAUAAUAAAGUUUAUGAGGUAAAAUGUAGGACUAUAUAUGUCGAUCAUUUUGAGGAAACGAAUUAAGUGAGCCCUAUUGGUGGUCGUUUUAUUUAUUUUUUUGGGCAAAAUGCCAAAAUGUUGGAGGGAUUUGAUGGAAAUUAUGCAAAAAAUGGAUAAAGAAAAGCUUCAUAUUCAGGAAAAAAACAUAGGUAGGUAACUUUGCAGCUUAUUGGCAGCUACAAAACUAGGUUUUUUUUUUUAUUUUCCGAUUUUCCGAGACUUUUCCAGUGUUUUUUAAAUUAAAUGAAGCCUCUUGUAAAUUAAUUUUUUUCUGGAAAACUAGCAACGAGAAAAUUUUGAAAAUUUUUCAGGAAAAAGAGGAAAGUGUAAAGCUCAUUAUAGGAAAAUUUCAAAAUUUUCCAAUAGGAAAUGACUCCAGGAAAAAUUCCCAGAGAAUUUACUUAUUUAAACAAAAUUAAGAAGAAUUUACUUCUCGCAUUUUAU
Messenger RNA from Ceutorhynchus assimilis (cabbage seed weevil), 5645 nucleotides. The record is from the annotation of a GenBank genome assembly. Lineage: Eukaryota; Metazoa; Arthropoda; Insecta; Coleoptera; Curculionidae.